AGCGCGCACCGGAGCACGUCGUCCUUUCUUCCUUUUUCGGGAAUAUUCUUCUUUAUAGACAUGGUGGCUCUUUUUUUUUUUUUUAACGCCGGAUGCAGGAUUAUGUUAAAAUAGUCACCUUGUUAAAAGGAUGCCGUGUGUUUCCCUAUAAACAUUACGUGGGUCCGCAUUGCGCACGAGCCAUAUUUUGGAUUUACGCACAUUUCCUUUUUUUUUUUUUUUUUUUUCUGUCUUUUUUUUUUUUUUUUUUUUUUUAUAAUUAUGAUCCGUGCUGGUAAAUAAUUCGUGUAUUCCACAAGUUCUGGAUCCCCCGAUGAGAGAUCCCACCGGCGGUUUAAGGUUUUUACGCAGCGAGUCCCCGGAGCGUGACGCCCGCGGCGGUGUCCCCGGUCCCCGCCGAACCGGAGCGCAGAGUCCGAGUCCCGAGUCUCGUUCCUUAGACCCGCCGCGACAGGACAAAAGGCUCCCCGUCAGGAUUGUCAAGAUGUUGACGGCGCACAGCGGCCAUUUGCUCCACCCGGAGUACCUUCAACCUCUCCAGUCCGCUCCGGUCAGCAUCGAGCUGGAUGCCAAGAAGAGUCCUUUAGCUCUGCUGGCUCAGACCUGCUCUCAAAUUGGCAAACCGGAGCCUCCCUCCUCUUCUAAGCUGGCCUCCCUGUCCUCAGGCAGUUUGGCAGACAAGGACUCUUCAAGCCGGUCCUCCAAGCCCGGAGAGCAGCACCAGUCCUCCGAGGACAAAUCCAGCUUCAAACCUUACUCCAAGUCGUCGGGCGACGGCCGUAAAGAGGUUCAAGGCUCGAAGGGGCCUUCAGAAAAACCCUUCAGAGCGGCCAAUGGGAGCUUAAAUAAUGGCAGCGCCUCUUGUUUGUCUUUUCCUCCCCAUUCCAAAUCACCGAGCUCCCCUGCGCCGCACGCACAGAACCAGCCCCACAGACAAAGCCAUUCCCCUUCCACGCAGCCGCUGCCACACUCUCAGGACAGCAAACCGGCCGGUUUAGAGCAAGCCUGUUCAGACGUUAAUGGCGCCGAUAAAAAAGACUUGGAUGCGGCUAAGUCGGGCAUGGAUGGCGCUCAUUUGGCCAACUCCAGCCACAUGCGUGCCAGCGCCAAUUCCAGUAACGCCAGCUCCGCCUGCAGUCCGCGGCCUGAGAGCAAGGCCGACCCGCAGGCCUCGUCUCAGGCUAACCUGGUCUCCUCGCACAUUGCCCCAGUCUCCCCUUUCAAACAAGGACAUUCCGUCUUCCCGUUGCCUCCGGCGUCAAUGGGCUACCACGGUUCUAUCGUGGGAGCCUACGCAGGUUACCCCUCGCAGUUUGUCCCUGCUUUGGAUCAUACCAAGACUAGUUUGGGGUUAGGACUUUCAAGUAAACACCCCAGCUCUAGUCCGCCAUCGUUGAUGCAGGGCUUGUGUCGGGACCCUUACUGUCUGACGUACCCCAACGCACAUCACUUGGGAGGAAGUAACUGUUCCACCUGCGUCCAUGACCCCUCCAGCCUUAAGUCGGGUUACCCCCUUGUCUACCCAUCACACCACUUGCACUCUUUGCACUCCAACACAUUUUCUUCCAGCACCACCCCUUCCCUCUCACACCCCCUCUACACAUAUGGUUUCAUGGUCUCCAAUGACUCCCUACCCCACGCAUGUAACUGGGUGUCUGUGGGAGGCCCUUGCGACAAGAGGUUCUCCACGUCCGAGGAGCUGCUGGCCCACUUGCGUACCCACACAGCUCUGCCAGGAAUGGUGGACAGCAAGCUCUUGUCAGCCUAUCCUUCUUCCAUUUCAUCCACAGCCUCUUGCCAUCUCCAUCUCCCACCACCCAGCAGCCCGGGCUCCCUGCCCAGCUCCUUCGCCCUCAGAGGAUCCCCUGGUUUAGGCCUGGCUCGCUAUCACCCCUACAGCAAAUCCCACCUACCUGGAGCCCCCGGACUUCCCAUGCCAUCCCUACCCUCCUCAUCAGCUUACUACUCCCCCUACGCGCUCUACAGCCAGAGACUGGGCUCAGCUUCAGCCCUUGGAUACCAGUGAUGUCAUAAAUAACGUCCGCAGACUGCGGGCUCCGGCUUGAACUUUCCAGAGCCACCCCCGGAAGAUAGAUUCUAGAGAGCGGUUUCGUUUGCAAUACCACCUGUUAUAUAGCCUCAAAACCGGGACUAGAGCUCCAAAGGCACAAGUGAUGGAUUUUAAUACCACACAGAGUCAGAAUAGAUUUAAAGAUAUUAACCAUACCAAUAAGCAGAGCUUGAACAUAAAUGUGUCACCAAGAGUGAGGGAAGAGUGGACCGCGAGAUCGACAGGCGGAUCGAUGCGGCGUCUUCAGUAAUGCGGCUGCUGUAUCGAUCCGUUGUAGUGAGGAAGGAGCUGAGCCGGAAGGCAAAGCUCUCAAUUUACCGGUCGAUCUACAUUCCCAUCCUCAUGUAAGGUCAUGAGCUUUGGGUUUUGACCGAAAGGACAAGAUCACAGGAAUGAGUUUCCUCCACAGGGUGGUGGGUCUCUCCCUUAGAGAUAGGGUGAGAAGCUCUGCCAUCCGGGGGGAGCUCAAAGUAAAGCCCCUGCUCCUCCACAUGGAGAGGAGCUAGAUUAAGUGGUUCGGGCAUCUGGUCAGGAUGCCACCCGAACGCCUCCCUAGGGAGGUGUUUAGGGCAUGUCCAACCGGUAGAAGGCCACGGGGAAGACCCAGGACACGUUGGGAAGACUAUGUCUCCCAGCUGGCCUGGGAACGCCUCGGGAUCCCCCGGGAAGAGCUGGACGAAGUGGCUGGGGAGAUGGAAGUUGGGGCUUCAUUGCUUAGGCUGCUGCCCCCGUGACCCGACCUCGGAUAAGCGGAAAAAGAUGGAUGGAUGAAUGGGUGUCACCCAGAACUGAAAGUCUGUAUUUAUUUUUCACACAAAUGCUUGCAAUUCCACUCUAGGGUGGAUUUUUACCGUCCAAAUACAUUUAAAACAAAACAAAAAAAUAUUACCAUAAUGCCUACAGUAUGUCACACUCUAAAAAAUAAAUGCAACGUAAUGCUUUAUCCUGGGGGCAUCUUUUUUUUUUUUUUUCAACUUUUUUUUUUAAGGCUUUGGAGAAGUGCAUGACUCGAACAUGGCUGUUAUUUUUAUUUGUAAAUAUGCAAAGAUGUAAUAUUUUUUCAAGCCUAUGCCGGGGAAAUAGUUCGGGUUGAAAUAUAAAGUCGACAGGUGAAAAACUGUCGAUGACGGCUGUACUAUCCAAACCAACGGGGCAAAGUCUUAUUUUAUUAAAUAAAUGAUGAUUGCAUUGAA
Messenger RNA from Nerophis ophidion (straightnose pipefish), 3264 nucleotides. It is a transcript of the gene znf703, whose product is annotated as zinc finger protein 703. Lineage: Eukaryota; Metazoa; Chordata; Actinopteri; Syngnathiformes; Syngnathidae. Gene Ontology annotation, cellular component: nucleus. Gene Ontology annotation, biological process: negative regulation of DNA-templated transcription. The transcript has 2 exons. The record is from RefSeq and is a predicted model, not a curated record. Bases 314 to 2026 code for a protein of 570 amino acids.